Malassezia globosa CBS 7966 is the source of this 723-nucleotide messenger RNA. RefSeq lists its product as uncharacterized. The transcript has 2 exons. The record is from RefSeq and is a predicted model, not a curated record. Lineage: Eukaryota; Fungi; Basidiomycota; Malasseziomycetes; Malasseziales; Malasseziaceae. The coding region runs from base 1 to 723 and encodes 240 amino acids.
AUGUUGGCACUUGUUUUCCAUCAGUGCUUUACAGCUGGGUAUCACUACCCACUGAAUCGACUCAAUUUUGUGCUACAGAUCCUGUCGUCGAUCCUCCUCGUCAUAUACCAGGCCGUCACACUAGGGGUGAAUUUGUCGGAGCUGAGUCAGUUUUCAAAAAACUGGCCUUUCAUGUUCCCCUACAUUGCCUACCGGCUCCCUCGUCGCGAUACGUGGACUUUGGCCCAGGUGGUGUUCUUCAUCAUCCUCGAGAGCUUGAUGGCUCUGCUAGCUCAUGCCAAUUAUAUCCAAUUUCUCAUGCUGAUCUUCCCAUCGAAGCUAGAGCGAAGUCUUAUUUUCUGGAUGCUCGGUCCGAUGGCACUUGUUCAAGCAGGCAUGUUCUUUGCUGAUUUUGCGAAAUUCAACGACUUCAAGACGAUUGAUUUGGCAGAUGCACUUGUCAAUAUCUGUGACGCCUCUCUGGCUCUACUGUAUACGUCUGGUCUGCUUAUCUGGGGUGGCUUUGUCAAUUGGCGACGUGCAUGGCGCACGGAUGGAUCGACAGCCGCUUUCGGCAUCGCCGUGCUUGUGGUGGCCGUGUGUAAGACUGUGGUGAGUUUUGUCCACAUUGCCUACGAUCGCGCGUACUGGAUUCGCCUUCUGUCAGCCACAUUCACAAAUUGGCAAUGCUGGCUCGGCGUUCUGGUGGUGGGUGUCGGCGGGCAUGGGGAUUGGCGAGUAUGA